Vanessa tameamea is the source of this 1710-nucleotide messenger RNA. RefSeq lists its product as uncharacterized. Bases 1 to 1710 code for a protein of 569 amino acids. The record is from RefSeq and is a predicted model, not a curated record. NCBI's taxonomy places the organism in Eukaryota, Metazoa, Arthropoda, Insecta, Lepidoptera, Nymphalidae. The transcript is spliced from 5 exons.
AUGGACAGUAAAAACCAUACGAGUGAUAGGGCUAGGGCGUACCCCACAGGCGACGCGCAGGGGCAGCACCCGGCUCCUGUGGGAAAUGGACAAGGGUUGUCGCACCGGAACGGGCGGGUGCGACGUAAGAAGCGAGCUCGAAGUGUGAGAGAGUUAAGAUUGAGGUGUGCAAGAAAUCGGAACGCUGAUGGCGAGGCACUUUUACAAGCUGCCUGUGCCUUCGACCUGGCUAUAACAAACACGUGGUUUAAGAAAAAAGAGGAACACCUAAUAACCUACAAGAGUGUACACCACGCGACACAGAUAGACUACUUCCUAGUGAGGCGGAGGAGUCUAUGCUGUGUCAAAAACUGUAAAGUGCUGCCAGGCGAAUCAUUAGUCGCCCAAAAUAGGCUUGUGGUAAUGGAGGUUAAAUUAAGUGUCUCCCCCAGAAACAGCCAAACACAGCCCCCUCCAAAGACAAGAUGGCGUAUGUUAGAGAAUGAUGAAUGUGCUAGUAGAUUUAGGAACCAUAUAGUGGAGAAAAUGAUAGAAAUGAAUGAGAUGGAAGAGAAAUUGGUAGAUGAAUGUUGGAAUGAGAUGGCCAGGCACAUAAGGAAGGUCGCAAAAGACGUGUUUGGAGAGUCGAAAGGAAAAGGGCGGUGGAAUGAAGAAGUGCAAAAUGUACUGAGAGAGAAGAAAGUGGCAUUUAAAGUAUGGCAGGUUGUAAAAAAUGUGAAUACAAGUUUAAAAGAUGAAAUAAAGGAAGUUUACAAGGAAUUUAAGAGGAGAGCAAAGAAGGCGGUAGCAGUGGCCAGAGCCAAGGCACAAGAGAAAUUGUACAACUCACUGAACAGCCCUAGAGGCCAGAAGGAACUCUACCGAAUUACGAAAGAGAGAGAAAGACGAUCGAGAUAUAUAACACAUAUCAAAUGCAUGAAAGAUGAGGCUGAUGACAUACCAUUUGAAGUAUGGAAGGUGUUAAAGACUAACGGAUGUAUGUGGUUGACUUUAUUCUUCAAUAAGUUGUUGCCUGAAGAAACCAUCCCUCAAGAAUGGUGCUGUAGUUCGCUAGUGCUCAUCUUCAAAAAUAAAGGGGAUGUACAGGAUUGGAACAACUAUAGAGGGAUAAAGCUCAUGUCACAUACUAUGAAAGUAUGGGAGAAGGUAAUAGAGAGAAGAUUGCGAGAAGAGAGUGAAAUUACCCAAAAUCAGUUGGAGUUUAUGUCAGGUCGAGGGACAAUGGACGAAUUGUGCGAGAAGUACAGACGUGCUCACAAGAACCUGCACAUGGUGUUCAUUGAUCUCGAGAAAGCCUAUGAUAGGGUGCCUCGUGAAGUGUUAUGGUGGGCAUUGAAAGGGAAAGGUUUGCCUGGGAAGUAUGUGGAGUUAGUCCGUGCUAUGUACAGGGGAUCCUGUACCUACGUCCGAUCGUCUGCCGGCAACACCGACCAGUUCAGUAUGGCUGUAGGGUUGCACCAAGGGUCGGCUCUAAGUCCUUACCCCUUCCUGCUAAUUAUGGACGCUCUAACGGCGGACAUACAGGAGAAGGCACCCUGGUGCAUGCUUUUUGCCAACGACAUUGUAUUGGUUAGUGAAGAUGGACCUGAGAUCCAGAGCAGAUUGGAAGAUUGGCAACAGAAACUGGAGAAUAGAUCUAGAAAUACUAAUCAAAAAGUCCGCGAGACUCAAAAGUACUAUGGACACUUUGCAAAUCUAACCAUGUGUUAA